This is a messenger RNA of Pieris brassicae (large cabbage white), 1451 nucleotides long. RefSeq lists its product as uncharacterized. The record is from RefSeq and is a predicted model, not a curated record. The transcript is spliced from 4 exons. The coding region runs from base 290 to 1180 and encodes 296 amino acids. Gene Ontology annotation, molecular function: DNA binding. NCBI's taxonomy places the organism in Eukaryota, Metazoa, Arthropoda, Insecta, Lepidoptera, Pieridae.
UGAGGUACCAGGGCGCUAUAACUCUUAGCCUUGGUCAUAGAUAGCUGGUUCUGUUGUCUAUUAGAAAUGUCCUUUAAAAGUAAUGCUCAUUUAUCAAUAGAGCCUCGGCGUAGCUCAAUCGAUUUUCUAUUUUUAGGUUAAAUUUAACGGGCAAAUCGUGUUGUCUCUCUCGCACAACCAAGAACAUUUUGGUCGCUGUUGUCUCAUUUCACUCUCCAUAUGCAUCUAAUAUUCUCCCUUAUAAAAUCUAAACCACUGUCUCUUUCAGUCAAACUGAGUUAAGGCUGUGAUGAAAAGAGACGACGCUAGUCAAGGCCUUGUAAUUAGACUAAUUCUGUUUUCAAUAAGAGAAAUUGGAUUGCGCACUGUGAUUUUCAAGUCAGCAAAGUCUCUUUUCGGAAUGUUAGUUAUUGUUAGUUUUCGUGCUACCUCUGACUCCGACGACUCCACCACACUGGACCCUGAGAGUGAGCUGUGGGGAUUCUACGACAAGGAGCCACGGAAUCGAGCCAAAUGCUCCAUGUGUGGUGUUAUCAUAAAUAGACAUCCAGAUACCCUCUACCAACAUUUAAAGGAGGAGCAUUCAAAAGUUUCAAAGACAUUAGAAUUCAACGAUCGAGAUGAGAAUUAUACAGAAAUAAUUUACUUGGAAAACCCUCCGAACGAAAAAACAGAGAGGCCGGUGAAGCGAAAGCGGAGAGAGAAAAGGGAUCACGACGACUUGGAAGAUUUCGGGAAAUAUGUUGUUGGUCUGUUGAAGGGAAUACCGGAAGAACAAUGCACGGAACUUCAGAUGUCAAUUGUCAAUUUGAUUAUGACGGCUAAGAAGAGCGUGAAGGACGAUGAUGUAUUGGAUAGGGAAGAAAGUAUUGAACAGGUUCAAGAGCCCACAAAAUCAGAAACGGAAGACCCUAUAACCCACGAACAGAAAGAAACAAAGGACACACGCGAAAAACCAAGGAAACGCUACCACGAAAUCGGUUCAACGGAUAACGAUGACCAUAUAGCGAAUUUCGGCAAAUACCUCACCAGUCUGAUGAAAUUGUUAAACAAGGAAACCAGCGCUGAAGUCCAGUUGAAUAUUGUCAAUCUUAUAAUCGGUACCAAGUUGCAAUGUCUGCGAAAAACUAAAAAUAAAUUUAUGGAAAUACAAACAAAAUUAUUGCUUGCUGAAUCGUAAUAAAUAUAUUGUUUAAUUUACAACAAGACUCUUUAAUCACACAAGGUAAAAUGAAGACAAUAAUAAUCGUUUAAUUCAGAUACUUUAACGUUUAUACAGGUUUCUAUUUCAAUCUUCUUUUAGUGUAUCUGUGUGACCUUUUAGGCCUCCUCCAAAUCCCAACAUUCGUCACUGUGCCACUCUGUGCCAUGUACCACCAUUUGUUACUUUAAUUUGUUCUAUCCACCAUCUAAGUUGUCUUCCCCAUUCGUUUGCUGUACCUUGAGCACCA